AUGGUGUCCGAGAACCGCGCAGCAUUCCUCGUCGAGAGGGGAGAGUCCCUCCAGGUUGGCCCUGCCCCAGUCACCAACCCUGGGCCGAACCAAGUCCUUGUAAGAAAUCGGGCUAUUGCCAUCAAUCCUGUAGACUGGAUGAUGCGCGACCAAGGGGUGUUUCCGGGGGAAUUGCCCGACAUUCUGGGCUGCGACUUGGCUGGAGAUAUUGUCGAAGUUGGGACCGACGUCAAGGGCCUCAAGGUUGGCCAGCGAGUACUGGGCCACGCUCUCCGGAUUGGCACUGGCAACAUUGCACAUUCUGCAUUCCAAGAAUACACCGUCGUUGAGGCUCAGGCUACUACGCCCUUGCCAGAUAGCAUCUCAUACGAGGCAGCGUCCGUGCUCCCAUUGUCGCUCUCAACGGCCGCACAAGGCCUCUAUUCAAAGGCGCACCUCGCCUUGCCACUUCCAUCCCACAGCCCAGACAUGACGGGUAAGACUAUUCUUGUUUGGGGUGGCAGUGGGAGCGUGGGCGCGGCAACGGUGCAACUGGCAAGCGCCUCGGGACUUACAGUGAUCUCCACCUCUUCCCCAAAGAACUUCGACUUCGUGAAAGGGCUGGGUGCGAAAGAAGUGUUUGAUUACAACAAGUCCAGCGUGGUGGCCGAUGUUGUUUCCGCUCUUCAAGGACAAGAUUUGGUCGGUGCCUUUGAUGGUAUGCUUCUUUACUGCUCAUCAGCUCAACCGCUAACGUGCAAUGCAGGCACUGGAAGCAAAGACAGUGCUGAAGCUGUUGCUCAAGUUAUGUCUCAGCUUGGUGGCGGCAAGAUCGCAAGCGCAUUGAACACGGCUGAGGCUCCUCACGUUGCAGCAACGAUGGGUGAGUACUUCCAGGACCAUCUAACCAGAACACAGUAUCACGACUUCCUGCCCAGGGCCCUAGAGACUGGCCAACUGAAGCCCGCACCGCCAGCCCGGGUGGUUGGAAGAGGUCUGGAGGCACUUGAUGCCGCAGCCACGGAACUCAGUAAAGGGGUCAGUGCAACCAAAUUAGUCGUCACUCUAUAA
This is a messenger RNA of Cyphellophora europaea CBS 101466, 1050 nucleotides long. RefSeq lists its product as uncharacterized. Gene Ontology annotation, molecular function: oxidoreductase activity, acting on NAD(P)H. The record is from RefSeq and is a predicted model, not a curated record. NCBI's taxonomy places the organism in Eukaryota, Fungi, Ascomycota, Eurotiomycetes, Chaetothyriales, Cyphellophoraceae. The coding region runs from base 1 to 1050 and encodes 349 amino acids. The transcript is spliced from 3 exons.